AUGGUCUGCAGUUGGACUUGCCGGAGGAAGAUUUUGAGUCACCAGCAAGCAACCCGGUCGACCUUUUGCGGCUUUGCCAAUUCUUGUCGUGGAGAACGUGUCGUUUUUCUCACUCUCCUUCCCUCUUAUCAUCGAUUAGCCUUUGAUUUUAUCUUUUCUUUCCUUAUUUACGCUAUGUUCACUCUUUUACAAAUUACAUACUUUAUCUCUUUCUUUUUAAGUUUCUUUCUUCUUUCUAUUUCCUCACUCAUUCUUUCUGUUUACCGUUCUUUUUUAAUUUCAGUUCUCUGUUUUUUCUAUCUAUCUAUCUAUCUAUCUAUCUAUCUAUCUAUCUAUCUAUCUAUCUAUUUUAACUUUUUCUGGCUUUUACUUUCUUUCUUCCUUUCCUUACACUCCCAUGUUCAUUCUGCCAUUCAUUCACUUCAUCACUUUUUCUUUCUUUCUUUUCUUUUCUUUCUUUCUUUCUUUCUUUCUUUCCUAAUGCUUUUCUUUCCCAAUGCUUUCUUUUUUUCUUUCUUUUCUUUUUCUUUCUUUCUUUCUUUUUCUUUUCCCAAUGCUUUUCUUUCUUUUCUUUCUUUUCUUUCUUUCUUUUUCUUUUUUCUUUCUUUCCCAAUGCUUUUCUUUCUUUCUUUCUUUUCUUUCUUUCUUUCUUUUUUUCUUUCUUUCUUUUUUCUUUUCUUUCCCAAUGCUUUCUUUUUUUUCUUUCUUUCUUUCUUUUCUUUUUCUUUUCUUUCUUUUCUUUCUUUUUCCUGCUUGCUUGCUUUCUUUCUUUUUUCUUUCCCAAUCUUUCUUUUCUUUCUUUUCUUUUCUUUCUUUCUUUCUUUCUUUCUUUCUUUCUUUCUUUCUUUCUUUCCUAAUGCUUGCUUUUCUUUCUUUCUUUUCUUUCCCAAUGCUUGCUUGCUUUUUCUUUUCUUUCUUUCUUUCCCAAUGCUUUCUUUCUUUCUUUCUUUCUUUUUCUUUCUUUCUUUCUUUCUUUUACUUCUUUCUUUCUUUCUUUUCUUUCUUUCUUUCUUUCUUUCUUUUCAAUACUUAUUCCUUAUUAGCUUCUUCCUUUCUUUUUAA
Messenger RNA from Acanthosepion pharaonis, 1062 nucleotides. The record is from the annotation of a GenBank genome assembly. Lineage: Eukaryota; Metazoa; Mollusca; Cephalopoda; Sepiida; Sepiidae.